AUGGCUACCACAGUCAAGCUAGCAGAGUAUUUGUUCACACGUCUCCAUCAGCUAGGUAUUCGUGCGAUUCACGGUGUCCCGGGCGACUAUAAUCUCACGCUGUUGGAUUACAUCGAACCAGCUGGAAUCCAUUGGGUCGGCAACUGUAACGAAUUGAAUGCCGGCUAUGCUGCCGAUGGCUAUGCGCGCAUCAAAGGUAUCGGAGCGCUCAUAACGACAUUUGGGGUCGGAGAGCUUUCAACUAUCAAUGCGAUUGCGGGUGCCUAUUGUGAACGCGCACCGGUGGUCCACAUCGUCGGCACGCCAGACAGAGACGCCCAGGACUCUCGGGCGACGGUCCACCAUACCUUCAAUGACGGCAAUUUUGGACGCUUUGCGCAGAUGCAUGCACAUAUCACGGUGGCACAAGCCAACCUGCGAAAUCUUCACUCGGCGCCCUCGCAAAUCGAUGCGGUUCUCAAAGAAUGUAUCGUGCACAGCCGACCCGUUUACAUCCAAGUGCCGGUAGACUUGGUGGAUGCGCCCGUCCCUUCUGGCAGCCUAUGGACGGACUGUUUGUCGCUGAAAUCGAUGUCGCGAGGGCCAGAGGUUCCUUCGUCCAUGCUAGACUCGGCUCUGUCAAUGGUUCUGGAGAAAAUCCAGUCCGCCAAACAGCCGGUCAUUCUCGUUGAUGGCGAGACCAGAGCACUUGGCAUCACCGAAGAUGUUCAGAGUAUUGUUGAAUUUACAAAUUGGCCCACGGCGAAAGCUUUCGUGGACAGUUCGGACUUGGUUCUGUGCUUCGGUCCUCACUAUAGCUCCACCAACACCUUUGACUAUACUAGUAUCCCUCCUAAGACGGUCACAAUCAGCUUUACCGACACUGAAGUACGAAGUGGUGAGCGGGUCUUUCGAGACGUGCCAGCCAGAAUUGCGGUGUCUCAAUUGAGACAACAGUUGAGUGCCUUGAAGUUCAAAACUGGCGGCACAUAUGACAUUGACAUGGCUUGUGGAAAUGACACGACACUCUCUGCGUUUUCUUCCGUCCAUAGCAAAGAUGCCAUCAAACAAGACCGACUGUGGAGAUUUCUGGCGAACCUCAUUCGCCCAGGAGACAUUGUCAUGGGUGAAACUGGGACCGCAGGCUAUGGUGUUCAAGAGUUUCGACUGCCACGUUACUCGCGUGUCUUCGCCCCCACCACGUGGUUGUCGAUAGGAUACAUGCUCCCAGCAGCGCAAGGUGCUGCUCUGGCUCAGAGGGACUUGAUAGGUUCUUCUGACUACCAUGGCCUCGACCAAGCGCGCACUAUGGUCUUCAUCGGCGAUGGGAGCCUCCAGAUGACAAUUCAAGAACUAGGCACCAUCAUACGCGAAAGAUUGGACGUCACAGUCUUCCUGAUCAACAAUGACGGGUACACAAUUGAACGAUGCAUCCACGGCUUGAACAAAACGUACAAUGACAUCGGCCGUUGGCGGUAUCCGCAAGCGCCUCACUUUUUCGGCGCUGACCAAGACGUCUUUACAGCCACCGCUCUGACCUGGGAAGACUUGCAGAACGUGCUUGAAGCAAUGGAGGACAGGACUGACGGGGGGUUGAGGAUAAUAGAAAUUCUGCUAGAUCGACAGGAUGUGCCAGUGGGUCCAUUGCUUGAUUUGCUCGUCGAAGAGAGAAAGGCAGUCGAAAGAGAAUCGUAG
Exophiala oligosperma is the source of this 1674-nucleotide messenger RNA. RefSeq lists its product as uncharacterized. Lineage: Eukaryota; Fungi; Ascomycota; Eurotiomycetes; Chaetothyriales; Herpotrichiellaceae. The transcript is spliced from 2 exons. Gene Ontology annotation, molecular function: carboxy-lyase activity; thiamine pyrophosphate binding. The coding region runs from base 1 to 1674 and encodes 557 amino acids. The record is from RefSeq and is a predicted model, not a curated record.